CAGUAUUAAUUUUGGCAUAACCUAAAGUAGUAGAAUCGUUAUUUAAGGGACGCACACUUAAUUAAUUUCCAAUAAUUCAAAUCUCUAAAGCUGAAAGUCAUAUUAAUUGCAAUUACCAAUUUCGUAUCGAUUUUCAGUUAACCUUAAACCACAAGAUGUUGUGCUCAAUGCUCAGGAGUGUUAGACAUUCUCUUUUAGGAAACACUAGGCAGUUCUCGAAAAUGGUCCUGGAUGUGGAAAUGAAUAGGAUAGUUUGGGUGGAUCUCGAGAUGACUGGAUUAGAUAUUGAGAACGAUACAAUAAUGGAGAUUGCUUGCAUAGUCACAGACUCUGAUUUGAAUAUCAUUGCUGAAGGUCCCAAUCUCAUCAUACAAACACCUGAGGAAAAAUUGAAGGAAAUGAAUGAGUGGUGUGUAAAGCAGCACAGUAAAACUGGAUUAACGGAAGCGGCUAAGAAUUCUCAGAUCACUUUACAGCAGGCUGAAGACACUGUUAUGGAUUUUAUUACUAAACACGUGACGAAAAGUGCCAGUCCUUUGGCGGGAAACAGCGUUUACAUGGAUAGAUUGUUCCUGAAGAAGUACAUGCCCAAGUUGGACGAGUACUUGCAUUACAGGAUAAUAGACACAUCAACAAUUAAAGAGCUGUGUCGCAGGUGGAACAAUGAUUUGUUUAAGAACGUUCCCAAGAAGGAGUACAACCACAGAGCGUUGACGGACAUCAGGGAUAGCAUCAAAGAGUUGCAAUUCUAUAAAGGCAACUUCUUCAAAAUCAACGAAUCAUCAAAUGUGAUUUAGUUAAAUCUUCUUCUUCUUCCUUCCUCUCCACACUUCGCUUGGCUUGCGCGUCUUGCAUAAUUUCGCCAGCCACGGUUUUUAUU
This is a messenger RNA of Nicrophorus vespilloides, 880 nucleotides long. RefSeq names its product oligoribonuclease, mitochondrial. NCBI's taxonomy places the organism in Eukaryota, Metazoa, Arthropoda, Insecta, Coleoptera, Silphidae. Gene Ontology annotation, cellular component: mitochondrion. The coding region runs from base 156 to 797 and encodes 213 amino acids. The transcript is spliced from 4 exons. The record is from RefSeq and is a predicted model, not a curated record. Gene Ontology annotation, molecular function: 3'-5'-RNA exonuclease activity; nucleic acid binding.